CAACAUUUAUUUAUUUAUUUAGCAUUCCCAGUUCGACUCAUUCAUCGGUCCUUUAUUCUUUUCGACGUUCGAAGAAAAUCUUCAUCUCACGAUCUUAAUUCCCCCAAACCCUGUUAAAUUAAAUAAAAUUAGGGUUCUUGCUUCUUCUGAUCCGAUCAGGUUAUUCCCGAUUCUUCAUUGCUACUGUAAAUGUUUGAUUCGCACGCUACUUUAUCGUCAUUCGUUGACCUCGAUAGACUGACAUGAAUGUUGGAAUUCCAAUCUAUCUGGGGAGCUGCUUUUUUUUUGAUUGUUCGUGUGUUUUAUAAUUUUCUGUUACGUCCGCUUAGUUGUUGUUUGUAUUAUGGAUUGAUGUGAAAGUGGGAAUCGGUUGUUUUGCGCUGAUCAUUUCAUUUGUUUCCCGUUCGUUUUGAAGCUUUGUUUUGCACUGAUCAUGGCUCAAUUGAAUACCAAUUUUAAUACUGUUUCAAUGUUUUUUUUUAGCCCUAGUUGUCGUUCGUGAGAACUUGAGGUUUGAGGAAGCGAUGGUAGUUUGCAGCUAUCUCCUACAUAUCUAUAAAUGGUUGCGUAGUGCUUGAUUGGGUAUGUAAUAUUGGCGUGGUGGUGAGGAUCCAUGAACAUAGUCAAAGGUGUAGCAGACCUCAUUUGGAGGACUUCGAGUGGCCAAAGUGGAGAAUAUGGCUCGGUAGCACAAUCUGGGAGGUUUUCUCCACCAACUCCGGCUAUCAACUUCAGCGAGGUCGGCGACGAGGCAAUUUUGAAGGCACUAUUGGACAGAUAUGUGCAUGCUGUUGAUCAGGUUGAAAAGAGAAAGUUGUUUAAUAUUUUUCUCAAGCAAUUCUUAACAAUAUUCCGGGAUUGGAAACCGUUCAAUCUCGACCAAACGUCCAAAGAAUCUCAGACCUUUUCACAUGCUGAUCAUGCACAAGGUAUCAGUGAUGUGGUGGUCGGCUGCAAUUUGGGCCACCCUGCUGAAGUAAUAUUGAUCUUGACAGAAGAAGUUUCACAAAUAACAAGAUUUCUUACUGACAAUCAAGUGGGCAUCACGACAAGCAUAAGUAUAUCAAGUGAAUCAUGGAUGACCUUAGAUGCUCUGACUGUUGUGACUCUGUCGAUUUAUAAUUGCAAAGUUUUUGGUUACCAUGGGGGGAUACAGAAGCUUACAGCAUUGAUGAAAGCUGCUGUUGUCCAGCUUAAGACUAUUAUUAGUGCACUUCCAGCAGAUGAAAGUUUGUUAAAUACUAUGGUACAGAAUGCUGGAGUUUUACAGCAGAUACUUGUUCAUGUGGUGUCCAUUAUUUGCAAUUUCAUUGAUUUACGUUCAAGCAUAGACGAAAAUAUACAAAGUACCAACACAGGAUCUUCCACAUCGAGGAGCAGCGAAAUAUAUGUUAACUCUUCGACUGCUGUAAAGUCUCUAGUAUCUGAAACAAUCUUAUCCUGGCAUCUGACAGCAGUUGUAUCAGUUAUGGAAGCUGGUGGUCUUAAUUGGUUAUUAGAGAUAUUGCGUUUGAUCAGGAGAUUGAUUAUGAAAGAACAGUGGGCAGAUAUGUACCUUCAGCACUUGACCCUCAGAGCUCUUCGAUCAGCUUUGGAUGACAACCCACGGGGUCAAAAUCAUUUUCGAAGUAUUGGGGGUUUAGAAGUUCUGUUGGAUGGACUGGGAGUUCCUUCAAUAGAUAGCUUGGUUACAAAUGAUUCAUCAAGCUAUCAAGAAAGAAGCAAAAAACCUUUGCAGGAUUUUUUUAAUCUCCAUGUUCUCUCAUUGGAGGUUCUUAGGGAAGCUAUCUUUGGAAAUCUCAACAACUUGCAGUUUCUGUGUGAAAAUGGAAGGGUACAAAAGUUUGCAAAUAGCUUCUGUUCAGUCGCAUUCAUGAUUCAAGAAUACAAAAGGGACAAGUCCUCUCCUGAGAGAAAUUAUGUGACUGAGUUUGAAGGGGAAAAUACAAAUGAUUCAGAAGUUCUCAUAACAGAGCUGUCACCUUUGUUCUCAUCUAAUCCGUCUUACAUACGAUCUUGGAAAGAAUAUGUUGCCAGGUUGAGUGCAGCUUUUUGUGAUUUCCUUCUUGAAGCUAACGAAACCAAAUCCGGACGCAUUCAACCAACUAUGAGCAGAAACACAAUAUUGGUGUCUGCAGUUUAUGCGGAACUUUCUUUGAAGUGGUUCACAAGGGUGCUACUUACAGUUUUCCCGUGCAUCAAGGCUUGUUCCAAUCAAAAUGAAAUUCCCAGCCACUUAAGGAUUUUUGCCUAUACGAUGCAGCAUUAUGUUCUUUUUGCAUUUAAGAAGGUUCUUGUUUCGUCACCAUCAUUAGUUGAUGUCUUCCGUGCUGAGGGUGUGUGGGACUUCAUCUUCUCUGAGAGUUUUUUUUACUUCGGUCCUGCUCCUGCAGAAUUUUCUGGAGAGGAUUCUAGUAGGAACGAGGUUUCUUUAAUGGAUGAUGCAGGAUAUCGUGGCUCAAGUUCUGUUGAGGACCGAGUAAAUGCAAACGGCGGUGAAAAUUUUCAAGCUGAAAUAAUCUCGUUCAUGGAACUUGCAUCUACUUUAAGUGGAAUUUCUCAUAACUUGCCUGAAUGUAGUGUUUUGCUGGACGCCCUUGAACAAUCUGCUUGUAUUCCGGAGCUUGCUGCUGUUCUGGCAAAAAGCCUGCUUCAUAUAUUGCAGCUUUCAGCUGAGAAAACAGUUUCUUCAUUUAAAACGCUUGCUGCAAUUCCUCGGAUGCUCAAAGUUGCCUGUAUUCAGGUACAAGAGUCUAAAAGACCUGGCUCUACAAGUGCAGUAGCCGAAAACAUUACCAGUGAAGUCGCAUCUCCUGAAUUCUUAUCACCUGAGGUGACUCAGAGUUGGGCAGAAUGCAUGAAAACAUUGAUGGAACUGUUUGCAGAGUACUUCUCAGUAUCAGAUGAUGCAAAACUUUCUAUUUUGUGCAGUUCUAUGUGUAUCACUUGUAUGUUUGACUUGUUUUGGCAAGAAGGCCUAAGAAGUGUUAUGCUCAAUUAUGUUCUUGAGCUUAUGAAGAUAGUUCCUUUAUCCGAAGAAGGACGGAAAGCAAAACUUUUCCUGUGCUCCAAGUACCUGGAGACAUUCACACAUUUGAAAGAACGAGUUAAUAAUUCUACAGAUUUGUCAAUUGAGCUACUGGUUGGAAUGAAAGAUUUGCUACUAACAGAUAAAAUGUAUUAUCAAGCUUUGUUCCGCGAGGGUGAAUGUUUUUUGCACGUUGUAUCUUUGUUGAAUGGACAUAUGGACAUUGGAAAUGGAGAGAAGUUGGUUUUGAAUGUCAUCCAAACGCUGACUUGCUUGCUAUCACAGAAUGAAGCUUCAAAGGUCGCUUUUAGGUCCCUAGUUGGCGAGGGUUAUCAGACUUUUCAGAGUUUGCUGUUGGAUUUCUGCCAAUGGCAGCCUAGUGAAGCACUCUUAAGCGCGCUGCUUGAUAUGCUGGUCGAUGGAAAAUUUGAUCUUAAAGCGAAUUGUGUCAUAAAGAAUGAAGAUGUGAUCUUGCUUUAUCUCAGUGUUCUUCAAAAGAGCAGUGAUUUGUUGCAGCACCAUGGUCUCAAUAUCUUCCUUCAUCUGCUAAGGGAUUCUCUACCCAAUCGAGCUUCAUGUGUUAGAGCAGGAAUGCUCGAAUUUCUUCUCACUUGGUUUUCACAAGACAGUGGUGAAGCUAUUGUUUGGAAAAUUUCCCAGUUAAUUCAGGUGAUUGGUGGACAUAGCGUAUCUGGAAAGGAUAUCCGGAAAAUAUUUGCUCUGCUUCGUAGUAAGAGUACUAGUCGUCAGCAGCAGUCAAGCUCACUACUCUUAACAAGCAUGUUAACAAUGCUAAAUGAGAAAGGACCAACAGCGUUCUUUGAUCUUAAUGGGAUUGAUUCCGGCAUUGUAAUCAAAACACCAUUUCAGUGGCCCACGAACAAGGGAUUUUCAUUUACAUGUUGGCUCAGGGUAGAAAGCUUUCCUCAAAAUGGAGCAAUGGGGAUCUUCAGUUUCCUCACAGAAAAUGGACGGGGGUGCUAUGCUGUCCUUGAGAAAGACAAGUUAAUUUAUGAGUCGAUCAAUCAGAAACGACAAUGUGUUUCAAUGAAGUUGAACCUUGUCAGAAAGAAGUGGCACUUUUUCUGUUUAGUACAUUCUGUUGGUAGAGCAUUUUCAGGGGGAAGCCAGUUGAAAUGUUAUUUGGAUGGGGUCCUUGUUUCUGCAGAAAAGUGCAGAUAUGCAAAAAUAAAUGAACCAUUGAGUAGCUGCACAGUUGGCACCAAACUCGAUCUGCCUGUUUACGAGGAUGAGAAUGUCGCACAUCCUGUCAAAGAGUCUUAUCCUUUUCUUGGUCAGAUUGGUCCCACAUACUUCUUCAGCGAUGCUAUCUCUUCUGAACUUGUGCAGGGCAUCUGCUCUUUAGGGCCUAGUUAUAUGUACUACUUCCUUGAUAAUGAAAUUUCAGUUUAUGUUGAUAACUUUUUGUCUGGUGGAGUUCUUGAUGCUAAAGAUGGCCUUGCAUCAAAAAUUAUCUUUGGAAUUAACGCGCAGGCAAGCAAGGGUAGGGCAUUAUUUAAUGUUUCACCAAUUGUUGAUCAUGCACUUGAUAUGAAGCCUUUUGAAGCAACUGUAAUGGGUGGCACACAGUUAUGCUCUCGACGACUGCUGCAGCAGAUAAUUUAUUGUGUUGGGGGAGUAUCUGUGUUUUUUCCUCUUUUAACACAGUCUGAUAUUUAUGAAGACGACAGAAGUGAAAAAGUUGAAGAGAUGUUGCUUUCUCCUAUUAGCAGGGGGCAUUUGACUACUGAGACUAUUAAGCUCGUAGCUUCUAUUCUGGAUGAUAAUUUGGCCAAUCAACAGCAGAUGCUGCUACUUUCAGGAUUUUCUGUUCUGGGAUUUUUGCUGCAAUCAGUGCCAGCCAAGCAGCUAAAUUUGGAUACUCUUUCAGCGUUGAAGCAUUUGUUUACUAUUGUUGCUAAUGGUGGGUUGUCAGAGUUCCUGAUCAAAGAUGCUAUUUCAAAUAUCUUUCUUAACCCUCAUAUAUGGGUCCGUACAGUUUACAAGGUUCAACGUGAACUGUACAUGUUCCUUAUCCAGCAAUUUGAUAAUGAUCCGAGGUUGCUAAAGAGUCUGUGUGGGCUUCCUCGUGUGCUUGAUAUUAUUCGACAGUUUUACUGGGACAAUGCAGAAUUCAAACCUGCCGUCAAGAACAAGUCAACUGUACAUGUCAUGGUGGACCAAAUUGUUGGAGAGAAGCCUGACAAAGAAGAAGUACAUAAAAUUCGUCUCCUUUUAUUAAGUCUUGGUGAGAUGAGUAUCAGGGAGCAUAUAGCAGUGUCUGACAUAAAAGCACUCAUUGCAUUCUGUGAAACCUGUCAAGAUAUGACUUGCGUUGAAGACAUUCUAAACAUGAUCAUACGCACUGUUUCCCACAAACAACUGCUUCCUUCCUUUUUAGAACAAGUGCAUUUACUUGGAGGCUGUCACAUUUUUGUUAAUCUUCUAUUGAGGGAUUUUGAGCCAGUUAGAUUGCUUGGAUUACAGUUCAUUGGAAGACUUCUUGUUGGUCUUCCAGCAGAAAAGAAAGGAUCUAAAUUUUUUAACAUUUCAGUCGGGCGGUCUAAAUCUCUAUCUGAAGGUCCUAAAAAGAUAAGCUUGCAUACUCAACCAAUUUUCUCCAUAAUAUCGGACAGGCUCUUCAAAUUUCCACAGACAGAUCUUCUAUGUGCUACACUGUUUGAUGUUCUUCUAGGUGGUGCUAGCCCGAAACAGGUUCUGCGGAAGCAUAACCAAUCUGAUCGUCCAAAAAGUGGCAAAAACAAUUCCCAAUUUUUUCUUCCUCAGGUUUUAUCUCUCGUUUUCAGAUUUUUGUCAGGUUGUGAGGAUCGAACUUCAAGAAUGAAAAUUAUGGGUGAUCUGCUAGAUCUUCUAGAUUCAAAUCCUUCGAACAUUGAAGCUCUUAUGGAAAAUGGAUGGCAUGAUUGGUUGGUUGCCUCUUUGAAACUCGAUGUGAUAAAGAACUACAAAAUGAAAAUGCAAAUUGGCCACGACACUGAUAUGGAUGAGCAAUAUUUCGUGAGAAAUGUAUACAGUCUUGUUCUCUGUCACUAUAUUCUUUCUGUAAAAGGUGGCUGGCAGAAUUUAGAAGAGACCGUGAAUUUCCUGUUGGUUGAAAGUGAAAAAGCUGGAAUCUCAUAUCAAUCAUUUAUUCGUGAUUUAUAUGAAGAUUUAAUUCAGAGGCUAAUAAACUCUCCUAUCGAAGAAAAUAUUUUUGUCUCUCAGCCAUGUCGCGACAACACAUUAUACCUUGUAAAAUUAGUUGAUGAAGUGCUCAUUUCUGAGAUGGAUUGCCGGCUUCCGUUUCCUGCAUGCAGCUCCAAGUUCCCUCCUCAGUCUCUCGAACUGGAUAACUGCCCAGACUUCAACGCUGCUUUAUCUGAGGCCUUGCAGGGAGAUUCUGGGAACUUAUCGGGGACUACAGGGGUAGAGAACCAGCAUUACUUCAAUGAAGAUGAAAAAACUGCUGAUGAUUGGUGGAAUAUAUAUGACAACCUUUGGAUCAUUAUCAUUGAAAUGUAUGGCAAGGGAUCAAGUAAGCAGUUACCAAGAUCAUCAUCAUUUAUGAUGCCAUCUUUAAGCCAAAGAGCUCGUGGAUUGGUAGAGUCACUAAACAUCCCUGCUGCUGAGAUGGCUGCAGUUGUGUCGGGGGGGAUUAGCAGUGCCUUGGUUGGAAAGCCAAAUAGAACUGUGGAUAAGGCUAUGCUAUUGAGAGCGGAAAGAUGCUUAAGAUUUGUUAACCGCCUUAUGAUUCUCUAUCUUUGUAGAUCAUCGCUUGAGAGAGCAUCGCGUUGUGUUCAACAGGUUAUCCCUGUUCUGCCUUCCCUUCUGACUGCUGAUGAUGACCAAAGCAAGAAUAGGCUGCAACUUCUUAUCUGGUCCUUGCUUGCCGUUAGGUCCCAGUAUGGAGUGCUUGAUGGUGGUGCCCGCAUUCACGUCCUUUCCAGCUUGAUACGGGAAACUAUCAGCUGUGGGAAGUCGAUGCUAGCUACAAGUAUCAUGGGUAGUGAUGAUCUAUCUGAUUUAGGUAGUAAUUCAAAGGAAGGAAACACUAUAUUCAAUUUCAUCCAAAAGGACCGACUUCUUGGUGCGAUUGCGGAUGAAGUCAAGUACAUUAAGAGUGUAGCAGCAGACCGAAUUUUGCAAUUAGACGAACUGCGACAUAGAAUUGAAGAAAAUAUGUUAAUAGAUUCCAAUCAGAAAAAAGCUUUUGAGGAUCAAAUACAAAUUAAUUUGAAUACAAUUCUUGCUUCUGAUUUCAGUAGAAGAUCUUUGUUCCAGCUAUCUUUGGAUGAGAACCAGCAAAUUGCUGCGGAAAAGUGGAUUCAUACUUUCCGCUUGCUGAUUGAUGAAAGGGGUCCAUGGUCGGCUAAUCCUUUCCCAAAUAGCAUGGUUGCACACUGGAAACUUGAUAAAACAGAGGAUUCAUGGCGUCGUAGGCAAAAGUUAAGAAGAAAUUAUCAUUUUAAUGAUAAGCUUUGCCACCCCUCCAUAAUAAAUAGUGCUGGAGAACUUCCUUCCACCAAUGAUGGCAAACUUGGUUUUGGGGCUUUUACUUUAGAGAAAAUGAAACAAUUUCAACUGAAAGGAAUUCAAGGAAUUACUGAUGAUGGGUCUACAGAAACAAGUGAAAUUGACGCUCAAUCUAGCCAGGCCAAUAUACCAGAGAUUGAGGAUUCUUCAGACGGGCAGUCUCUUGAAGUGUCGAAAGAAAGUAGCAAGCAGGAAACUGUGCAAGACCGAGAAGAUUAUCCUUCAUUGACAGAGUCAGAGAACAGUGAGGUUCUCAGGGAAAUCCCGUGUGUUCUUGUAACACCAAAGAGAAAAUUAGCUGGGCGAUUGGCAAUUAUGAAAAAUUUCUUACAUUUCUUUGGUGAGUUUUUGGUUGAAGGUAGUGGAGGGUCAUCUUCUGCUCUUAAAACCUAUUAUUCUUCAGAUAAUUUUGACCACAGCAAGCCAGAAACUGUUGGUGUACCUCAUAGGCAGAAGUUUCUAAAAUGGCCCAUGCCGUUGACUUUCGAUUCUCAAAAACCAAAUGUCAAUCAGAAUACCAAUUCAAUUAACCAAGAUAAUGAUCAAAAGCAGCACAAAAGUAUUAAGCAUCAUAGGUGGUGGAAGAUAUCUAAGAUUAAGGCUGUGCAUUGGACUCGAUAUUUGCUGAGAUAUACUGCAAUAGAGAUCUUUUUUAGUAACUCUGAGGCUCCAAUAUUUUUUGAUUUUGCAUCCCCAAAAGAUGCAAAAGAUGUCGGAUGCUUGAUAGUAGCAACAAAAAAUGAAACUAUAUUCCUCAAGGGGCAGAAGGACAAGACUGGAGUUAUUUCAUUUGUUGAUAGACGCGUAGCUCAAGAAAUGGCAGAAACUGCUAGAGAAAGAUGGAGGAGAAGAGAGAUUACAAACUUUGAGUAUCUGAUGAUCCUCAACACCCUUGCAGGAAGGUCAUACAAUGAUUUAACCCAGUAUCCUGUGUUUCCAUGGGUAUUGGCGGACUAUUCCUCUGAUACUCUUGAUUUGAAGAAGUCGUCGACUUUCAGAGAUUUAUCAAAGCCCGUUGGAGCUCUUGAUCAAAAACGGUUUGAGGCUUUUGAGGAUAGAUAUCACAACUUUAUCGAUCCUGAUAUUCCCAGUUUCUAUUAUGGUUCGCACUACUCAAGCAUGGGAAUCGUGCUAUUUUACCUACUUCGCUUAGAGCCAUUUACUGCACUCCACCGUAGUUUGCAGGGUGGUAAAUUUGACCAUGCAGACCGACUUUUCCAAAGCAUUGAAGGCACUUACAAAAACUGUCUUUCCAAUACCAGUGAUGUGAAGGAAUUGAUUCCUGAAUUCUUUUACAUGCCAGAAUUUCUAAUGAAUUCAAACUCGUAUCAUUUUGGAGUGAAACAAGAUGGGGAACCAUUGGGUGAUGUUUCCCUUCCCCGCUGGGCUAAGGGCUCACCUGAAGAAUUCAUAAAUAAAAACAGGGAGGCCCUUGAAAGUGAGUAUGUUAGUUCAAACCUUCACCACUGGAUUGAUUUGGUGUUUGGUCACAAACAGCGUGGAAAGCCAGCUGUUGAGGCUGCAAAUAUUUUUUACUAUUUAACUUAUGAAGGUGCUGUUAACUUGGAUAACAUGGAUGACGAUUUGCAAAGGUCAGCCAUAGAAGACCAGAUUGCUAAUUUCGGUCAGACACCAAUUCAAAUUUUUCGUAAGAAACAUCCAAGGAGGGGGCCACCAAUCCCAAUUGCUCAUCCUUUGCGAUUUGCUCCUGGCUCCAUCAACUUAACUUCUGUUGUUUCGAGUAUAAGCAAUAUUCCUUCUGUGGUGCUCUAUGUCAAUGUCUUGGACUCCUACAUCGUCACUGUGAGUGAAAGCCUUGAAAUUUCUGUUAAGAUGUGGUUGACAACUCAAUUGCAUUCUGGUGGGAACUUUACAUUCUCUGGCUCUCAGGAUCCGUUUUUUGGGAUUGGUUCUGACGUGCUCUCUCCUUGUAAAAUUGGGAGUCCUCUGGCUGACAAUUUUGAGAUUGGAGCACAAUGCUUUGCCACCUUGCAAACACCAUCUGAGAACUUCCUCCUUUCCUGUGGCAACUGGGAAAAUAGUUUCCAGGUCAUGUCCCUCAGUGAUGGUAGAAUGGUGCAGAGUGUUAGACAUCAUAAAGACGUAGUGAGCUGCAUUGCAGUUACAACUGAUGGAAGCAUACUGGCUACUGGAGGCUACGACACCACUGUUAUGGUUUGGGAAAUUCUUCGUGUUAGAGCCCCCGAAAAAAGAUCUCGAAAUAAUCGGACAGAGAUUCCUUGGAAGGACUCUGUUGUCGCCGAAACUCCAUUCCAUAUUCUUUGUGGACAUGAUGACAUCAUCACAUGCUUAUAUGCAAGUACUGAGCUUGAUAUAGUGAUAAGCGGUUCGAAAGAUGGCACUUGUAUUUUCCAUACUUUAAAGGAAGGUAGAUACGUAAGAUCUCUUCGGCAUCCUCAUGGCAGACCGUUGUCCAAGCUUAUUGUAUCUCGUCAUGGCAGAAUUGUCCUAUACGCAGAUGAUCUUAGUUUGCACCUUUAUUCUAUUAAUGGAAGGCACAUUACAAGUGCUGACUGCAAUGGCCGCCUUAGCUGCCUUGAACUGAGUACCUGUGGCGACUUUCUAGUUUGCGCAGGAGACCAGGGGCAAAUAGUCGUACGCUCGAUGAACACCCUUGAAAUAUUAAUAAAAUAUACUGGGACUGGAAAAUCAAUUAGUUCACUGACUGUGACCCCUGAAGAAUGCUUUAUAGCUGGGACUAGAGAUGGAAGCCUUCUAUUGUAUUCCAUUGAAAAUCCUCAACUUCGUAAGACUGGUGGUCAGAAAAACUCCAAAACGAAAACACAUAUGACGUGACAGAUUAUAGUUGACAGCAGAUAUUGAAGUUGAAGGAGUCUUCCUAGUUUGAGAUGCAAGACACAACACUUGCUAUUGGUCGCUCGAUAUGUUUUGCUCUGGCAUUUUGGUGCUUUGAUCUAGCGACUUAUGCACAGAGGCGCUCCAUUGCUCAUUUUUUUUCUGCCUCUAAAAUCUGUAGUCGAUUGGUCUUCAUAUCUCGAUAUGGAAGGUCCUAGAGCUGAGAGGGAGGUUCUUCAACUAGAUACUUAUAAAAUGUAUAAGGUAGAUUAGAUGUACACAAGGUAAAACGAAAAAAGAAAAGAUGAAAACAAAUCUGGCAGUUAUUAUAGGAUGCCAUUUCAAUCUUCAACUUUGUGAAUUGUAGAGUGUUGUAAGUAAUUGUGUAUCUUUUAGGUCAAUGAGCCAUAAACUAUACGUGGACUUUUGCAACGAAACUUAAGCUGCCAAGCUUCCUUUGCGGAAACUUCAAUCUAUCUUUAAAUUUACCGUA
Erythranthe guttata (spotted monkey flower) is the source of this 10871-nucleotide messenger RNA. The record is from RefSeq and is a predicted model, not a curated record. NCBI's taxonomy places the organism in Eukaryota, Viridiplantae, Streptophyta, Magnoliopsida, Lamiales, Phrymaceae.